This is a messenger RNA of Dermacentor andersoni, 2704 nucleotides long. RefSeq names its product kelch-like protein 10. The record is from RefSeq and is a predicted model, not a curated record. Gene Ontology annotation, molecular function: protein binding. NCBI's taxonomy places the organism in Eukaryota, Metazoa, Arthropoda, Arachnida, Ixodida, Ixodidae.
GCAGGCAGCUGCCUCCGCAGCUGCAUGGUGUCGUCCCUCCCGCGGGAGACCCUCCGGGGCCUCGGGUGACGCCAGGAAGGGCAGCAACACCAUGGCCAGCGCUGCCAUCACCAUGGGCGAAGACGCACCGGCGCCCGAGGUGCGACAGGCCAUGUGGGACAUGCGCUGCUCGGGCACGCUUUGCGACGGCCUGCUCAAGACAGCCGACGGAGGAGAGUUCGCAGUCCACAAGGUCGUCAUGGCCAGCUGCAGCGAGUACUUCAGGGCACUGUUUGGCUGUCGUUUGAGCAAGACGGCGCGUAGCGAAGUGCUGGUCCCCGGAGUGUUGAAGCCGACCAUGGCCAUCAUCGUGGAGUUCGCGUACAAGCGCAUCACGUGGGUGGGCUGCGACAACGUCGAGAGCCUGCUGGAGGCUGCUGACUACCUCUGCGUCAUGGGCAUGGUCAAGGAUUGUGGCGACUUUCUUCUCUCAAUCAUGGCUCCCGAGAACUGCAUUUCCAUUCACAAUGUCGCCAAGCUGUACAACUGCUUCGACCUCACCACGAAAGCUUACAAAUAUCUGAUGCGUAACUUCAUCGAAGUGUCGGAGAGAAGCGAGGAGCUGCUGCACCUGGAGAUCGACGAAGUGGAAGCCAUCAUGUCGGACGAGAACCUGAACGUCAUCAAGGAGGAGACCGUGUGGAAAGCGGUGAUUCGCUGGAUCGAGUUCGAUCCCGAGCACAGGAAGCAGUACAUCUCGCGCUUGUUCAAGUGCGUUCGCACUGGGCUCGUUGACACUGAUUUCUUCAUCGAGAAGGUCAAGGCGUGCAAGUACGUGGCCGACGACGAGGCUUGCAGGCCCCUGGUGAUAGAGACACUGCGCUUCCUCUACGAUCUCGACGUCAUGGUUCACAACGAGGAGGUACCGACGCCCAUCUUCGCCCGACCACGCAUUCCGCACGAUAUGAUGUUUGUCAUAGGCGGCUGGAUGUCCGGAGGCCCCACGGCCUUCACCGAGAGCUACGACACGAAGGCCGACCGAUGGAUUAAAGUAGACAUCGCCGACCCUCUCGGACCCCGCGCCUACCACAAAUGCGCGGUGGUCGGCUUCGAAAUCUACGUCAUCGGGGGCUUCAACGGCGAGGACUACUUCAGCAGCGUGCGAUGCUUCAACGCCGAGACGAAGGAGUGGCGUACUCUGACGCCCAUGCACGUCAAGAGGUGCUACGUCAGCGUAGCCGUACUGGACGACAUCAUCUACGCCAUGGGCGGAUACGACGGUCGGAACAGGCAGAACACAGCCGAGAGGUUUGACCGCCGCACAAACCAGUGGACCAUGAUCAUGCCCAUGCAUAUGCAACGUAGCGACGCGUGCGCCGCCACAUUGGGCGGCUGCGUAUACGUAACCGGCGGAUUCAGCGGCAGCGAGUGUCUCAGCUCGGCCGAGAGGUACGACCCGCGCUCGGGCCAGUGGUCCAUCAUCUCUCCCAUGCGGUUCCGACGCAGCGGCGUCGGCUGCGUUGGAUUCCGCGACUGCAUCUACGCCGUGGGCGGUUUCAAUGGAACGGCGAGACUCUGCUCGGCGGAGAAGUACAACCCAGAGACCAACAUUUGGACGACGCUGCCCAACAUGAACACGCCGAGAAGCAACUUCGCUGUGACGGUCAUCGACAACCUGGUGUUCGCCAUCGGAGGCUUCAACGGCGAGAGCACCACGAACCUCGCCGAGUGCUACGACCCGAUCACGGACCAGUGGUACGAGGCCACGGACAUGAACGAGUCCCGCUCGGCGCUCUCCGCUUGCGUCAUUUCCGGCCUGCCCAACAUCCGCGACUACGUCCACCAGCGCCGCGACAACCUCAUGGAGGAGAAGCGCCAGAAGAUGCUCGAGAUCCUGAAACAGCGCUCCCGCCUUCGCUCGCGGGAGAACAACUAGGGACAUCUCCCAUAGGGACAUCUCCCAUAGGGACAUCUCCCAUAGGGACAUCUCCCGCACCGGGCAUUCGCACUGGAGACCGUGAUGUUUAGGCUCCAAUAAGUGCAAAAUGAAUGGUUGCAGAUACGCAGGUUGUAGCCUGCCGUGAUAUUUCGUGCUGGCAGCGUCGCGAUAAUGCCGCCGCUGCGUCCCGGGAAAGGUGGCAGUGAAAUUUAGACAUGUGGCGCCCAUAUUGUGGGACCUGCAGCGACAUUUAACGUCAAACCCGUUUUCGCAACGUGGUUCGUUUGUUUAGCGUUAAUCGUGGCGAAAGAAGAGCUGUAUUAUGUGCAAGUCGCCACUUGAACGCCUAGCAUGGAACUGCAAGUGCCUAUCGUGCAACCAUGUGCAAAUCUUGUACCGGGCGUGACGCUCAGGACAUCGCCGCUUGUCGUUGUUUUCAGCGUGAUAUAUGCAGAGCUAUACGCGGAUGAUUGCGACCUGCGCGAACCUUGGUUUCUCCAAGCUUUUGUCCUGAUACUGUAAGCGAUUUUUACGCUCCUAUUGAGAAAUUAUGCGGCCUUAUAGUAAACUACAGGUUUUGGAUGUAUCGCACACGGCACCAUCCGCCACCAGUACGCGUAGUUUUAAAUUAUACUUGUUGGUUUCACUGCAUUGCGUUGAUGAGCAGCGAAAAUUCCGAUGAAUUCAAUAUGUCACAUGGUGUCUUUUGGGCAUCGGCCCAUAAGAGCGCUGUUGUCCGAAAGUUUUUUAAAUAAAAAAUAGCGGUCGUUGUACCACUUCCUUGAA